Loxodonta africana (African savanna elephant) is the source of this 1401-nucleotide messenger RNA. RefSeq names its product coagulation factor VII (gene F7). Gene Ontology annotation, molecular function: serine-type endopeptidase activity; calcium ion binding. Gene Ontology annotation, biological process: blood coagulation; proteolysis. Gene Ontology annotation, cellular component: extracellular region. Bases 52 to 1401 code for a protein of 449 amino acids. NCBI's taxonomy places the organism in Eukaryota, Metazoa, Chordata, Mammalia, Proboscidea, Elephantidae. The transcript is spliced from 8 exons. The record is from RefSeq and is marked validated.
UUUCCAUCUGGAAUGUCAACAGACGGGGAAUAACACCACCGGGAUUCCAUCAUGGCUUCCCAUUCCCGCGGGCUCGCCCUUCUCUGCUUUCUGCUCGGGUUUCAGCACCCUCUGACAGCAGUCUUCAUGAACCAGGAGGAAGCCAACAGCGUCUUACACAGGCAAAGGCGAGCCAACAGUUUCUUCGAAGAACUGAGGUCAGGGUCACUGGAGAGAGAGUGCAAGGAAGAACAGUGCUCGUUCGAGGAAGCCAGGGAGAUCUUCAAGAGCACUGAGAGGACUAGGCAGUUCUGGGUGGCUUAUACCGAUGGAAACCAGUGCACCUCAAACCCGUGCCAGAAUGGGGGCCUGUGUGUGGACCAGCUCCAGUCUUACAUUUGCUUCUGCCUUGAUGAUUUUGAGGGUCGGAACUGUGAGACAAACAAAAACAGCCAGCUGAUCUGUCUGAAUGAAAACGGAGGCUGUGAACAGUACUGCAGUGACAACGCAGAGACCAAGCGUUCCUGCCGAUGUCAUGACGGCUACACGCUCAUGGCUGAUGGAGUGUCCUGCACGCCCACAGUUGAAUAUCCGUGUGGAAAAAUACCUGUUCUGGAAAAAAGAAAUGACAACAUCCCCCAAGGCCGAAUUGUGGGUGGCAGGUUGUGUCCCAAAGGGGAGUGUCCAUGGCAGGCUGUGAUAAAGCUGCAGGGGACUCUGCUGUGUGGGGGAUCUCUGCUUGACGCCACCUGGGUGGUCUCCGCAGCCCACUGUUUCAACAAACCCGGCAUCCUCAGGAACUGGGAGAAUAUAACAGUGGUGUUGGGUGAGCACGACUUUAGUGACGAGGACGGCGAUGAACAAGAACGGCGAAUUGCUCAGAUCAUAAUCCCUGACAAGUAUGUGUCAGGCAAGACCGACCACGACAUUGCCCUGCUGCGCCUGAGAACGCCGGUGAACUUCACUGACUACGUAGUGCCCCUCUGUUUGCCUGACAAGAGAUUCUCAGAGCAAACACUCGCCUUCAUCCGUUUCUCCUCCGUGAGCGGCUGGGGCCAGCUUCUCGACAGGGGCGCCACAGCCCUCGAGCUCAUGACUAUAGACGUGCCCAGGCUGAUGACCCAGGACUGUAAUGAGCAAAUGCAAAGGACCGCCAACUCCCCAGUGGUGACCGAGAACAUGUUCUGUGCUGGCUACCUGGAUGGGACCAAGGAUGCCUGCAAGGGUGACAGUGGGGGCCCUCAUGCCACCAAGUACCGAAACACAUGGUACCUGACAGGAAUUGUCAGCUGGGGUGAGGGCUGUGCAGCCGUGGGCCACGUUGGGGUGUACACCAGGGUCUCCCGGUACAUUGAGUGGCUGAACAGGCUCAUGGACUCGAACCCGAGCCCAGGCCGUUUCCUGUCAGCCCGUUUUCCCUAG